AUGACGCAAUGGCCCCAGGAGCCCUGCCCUGAUUUCCAUCAGGAGGCAUUGCCCUGCCCGGUCAUUGAGGACCUUCCAUCCUUCCAAAGGCAGGAGGUGGAGGAUCUCUGUCCCAGCACCAGCAGCUCGGCCCACUCACCAUGGGACAGCAGCAGUGCCUGGGACUCGGACAGCAGUGAGGCUGAUGGACACUUCUGGUUUGUUCCAGUGACCACCAGGGUCUCGGAGGAGGAGGAGGAACGAGUGAAUGUGGUCACAGUCCUCAAAAACAUCCAAGAGCAGCUCCAGGGCCGAGAAAAGGAGCUCAUUCAGGAGCUUCUGGAUGACUCUCCACCCAGCGCAGUCCUGGCCAACUCCCUGAUUGCUGCGGGCAACCUCAGCUACCAAAACCCUCUUGCCUGCACCAUGACACCUGCCCUUGAGCCAGAGCUGGAGACCCACUUCCUUCGAGCUGCCCUGCAUGCAGUCUUCACCCUGGGCACGGAGAAGGACACCACCCAAGUCCAGGAUCUGCAUAGGGUCUUGCCAGACCUCCUGGACGCCAUGCUGGGGAACCUGCUGGCAGAGUCCCCAGACCCCGACAGGCUCCACUACAUCUUGGAGCAUAUUAACUACUGCAUCGUGUCCAGGGUGUCACGAGAGAGAGGCAGGAGCAGCACGGCCCUCCUCAGAUCCAUCAUCAGCCUGUCUGAGUUUGAGGUUUACCUCCAACACAGAAAGAUGACUUUCGACAAAACUUUAAAACAAUUCAUCACUAUAAGCCCUGCCAUUACGAGGGCUGGUAUGGUAGAGGUUACGGCUACUGUAGGCCAUGGUGCUACCAAAGGCCAUACAGGUGUGGUUGGGACUAUCCCAAAGGUUGUUGGUACCCUUAUCCUUGCCAUUGGGGCUCAGGGUAUGGCUAUGGAAAAGGUUGGCCAUGUUUCGCCCAGGGGAAUAGACCCCGAACGUGGAAAGACCAGGAAAUAUUAAGCAAGAUUCACAGAUGAGUUUAUGGACAAUAAGUUUGAGAAAUGCUGAGUGACCUCCAACUCGCAUGGGGGCUGUGAGUGCUCAGUAUCUCAGUAAAUCUGCCAUAUCUCUAUUGCCUACGUUACAUUCGAUGACUGUUUCCUCUACUGCCUUCCAUAUGCUCUGCUUCUUCUAGAAUAACCUGUUUAGGCAUGAAUCUCAAUUCCAUGAAGGCCUCUUUAGAUUACGCUGAUACAGUAAAUGAAGCAGGCUCCUUACAAAGCUAUGCAAAGGGAUCUUAGUGUCAAUGAGAAUCAAGCCCUACGUGUUUUAGUCCUUUCACGCAUAUGUACCAUUUUUUUCUGCUUUCAACUUUGCUUUAUAUGUUGUUUACUGGAGAAGUAGUUUCAUCCUUGUUUUUAGUUGUGUUGUGUCUCAUUUUGAUUCUGACUCUAAUGAAAGUAAUACCUUAAAAUGGUUGCAAACAGGACUUGAUUGUCAAACUCUACAGCUGUGAUGAAGAACCAAGAACAUCUGUUUUGAAAUGCAUCAGCUUGGAGCCAGUGAUUCAUUGUAGACCUUCUUGAUACCUUGGAGAUACUAUUUU
Gopherus flavomarginatus (Mexican gopher tortoise) is the source of this 1558-nucleotide messenger RNA. RefSeq lists its product as uncharacterized. The transcript is spliced from 8 exons. Lineage: Eukaryota; Metazoa; Chordata; Testudines; Testudinidae. The coding region runs from base 1 to 972 and encodes 323 amino acids. The record is from RefSeq and is a predicted model, not a curated record.